Messenger RNA from Bolinopsis microptera, 1939 nucleotides. RefSeq names its product AN1-type zinc finger protein 6-like. Lineage: Eukaryota; Metazoa; Ctenophora; Tentaculata; Lobata; Bolinopsidae. The record is from RefSeq and is a predicted model, not a curated record. The transcript has 5 exons. The coding region runs from base 57 to 572 and encodes 171 amino acids. Gene Ontology annotation, molecular function: zinc ion binding; DNA binding.
AUAUAACAAAUAAUUUGAGUAAGUAAGGUGUCGGUUGCUGCAGCGCAGCCACACCAAUGGACAGGCUGGAUAGCUCACUGUGCACUCAGGGAUGCGGCUUCUUUGGAAAUGCUAGUUUCGAUGGAAUGUGCUCGAAAUGCUUCAAAGACAAUCUUAAGAAGAAAGCCGCCCAACAAAAUGACCAACAUAAUUCCGGACCCUCAGUAGUAACUCCAGUUUCAACCGCAAUUUCAACCACUUCAGAACCCUCAAACGCUCCUUUAAAGAACGAUAUACCAAUACCAGUGAUGAACAACGUAGUUGAGGAAUUAGCCAGUUCACCGAGCUCUCAACUCUCCGUCACGCCCCCCGAAGACAAGGGCAAAUCCCCUUCCAAGGGUCGAAACAGAUGCUUUACCUGCAACAAGAAAGUGGGACUUACUGGUUUCAAGUGCAGAUGCGAGAACCUAUUCUGCGGACUGCACCGCUACUCGGACCAGCACCAGUGUUCCUUCGACUACAAAAGCGACGGCCGCGCCAAGCUCGAGAAAGAGAACCCUCAAGUGGUGGGAGCCAAAAUCCGCAAGAUCUAACCGCGCCGUGCUCCCCCAACUGUGUUCCCAAACUAACAAACAAUAUAAAGGGUAGUUAUAUGAACUGAAUUGGGCUCACUCAGAGAUUGGAGAUUUACCGUUCGCACGCGGACUCUAGACUAUUCUAUCAGUGCGUACAUCGGACUGUACAGUCGAGUCAUACUCCGUUUAAACUACUGUCGUUUGUUUGCGAGUGUCAGUUGUGGGUUGGAUUUAAGAUUUACCCAAUUUCCUAAUGCUGAUGAGCAGAAUUUGGAGACCACACCCAGUCUGUACUUGUACCAUCUUUUAUCCGAUGCGUCCACUUCAAUUUUCUUAUUAUUACGUGAGCCACGGAUCAAAUCAUCAUUGUUAUUUUGUACUGAUUUGAAAUACAGUAGAUUUACGAAUAUAAGUAAGUGAUUCUCAUUAUUACUUAAAACAAUAUUUGCAUGGUUAUGUAUCGAGUUUUCAAACUCGUUCGAUCUUUGCUAUAAGUUUAUCGCAAACACGGUGAUUGUUUAACAUGAAAAUUUGGAGACCCCACACGAACAAAGAUCGACUGGGGCCGGGGAGGCCCCAACAUUCUCCGGGGCUUACAAAUUAAAGGGAUGCGACCAAAUAUGAGGUAGAGUUGUAUUUAUGUCUAUUGUCUUUUCGUCACCAGUAGGCUAUAAAAAUGUAGUAUUAUGACGUAGAUUAAUUAAGAGACCGGGCAGUGCGCCACUUAAGAUCGAAAUGGUAUUCGGGUUAAACGGUAGAAUUACAAGUCUGUCUGAAACGUUAAAAUAUAAAACAUCAAAUCUAAUUAUUUUCCUGGUUUAACAGCGCCAUAAGCCCAACCAAAAGCUUUCCGAUCCUCUUAAAGAUCUGAAAAUAUCAAUGUGUAUCUCAAUUUUCACUUUUUAAUUUUUGCAAUAAACGAUCUUUCUAAAUAGCUUUUGGUUCGUCUACAGGCAAACAAAUAUUGUCGACGUGUUUGAGGGAAAAGGAUGUUCCAUGAUUAUACAUCACUCCAACCCGAUAUUUUUACUUAAUUUCGAUAGGGUUAAAAGUGGUAAAUUAUUCUUACAAAUACAAUAACGAACUGGCAAAGAGAUGAAUGUAUUCCUAGGAAUUUAGAUUGUGUAUGAACUAUGUAUGAAGUUUGAAGAAGUAUUAUGUUUACAUUUAACAUUGUUGACCAUCUGCAUCAUUACAUGACUUAAACUAAAGAACCUAUUAAUCUAUAAAAGGAUAUUACCAGUAAAAAUAAACCAAAUUUCGCAUAUAUACGAUAUCGCUGUGAUUUGAAACUUGCCUAACCUUAAAAGAGAAGGUUUAAAAGCUAGAUUUUAUUGUUAUCUUUAUUUUUCUGUUCAGAUGGUAAAAAUAUUCGUUAAAAUAAA